CUAGAUUUAAAUAAUACUAACCCCUCCCCCUGACUGAAAUUGAAAAAGCAUGACCCUCCCCCAUUUUCCUACUGUAAAUACAGGUUUUUCAAGAGGCCCAAUAAUCACCUCUGUAGCCUAGUCAUAAUAAUUUUAAUUGUGGUCUAACAUUAAUUACUGAUUAAAAUACUUGGGCAGCUUAUAGCUUACAGCUUAUAGCCAAAUCGGUUUGAUACAAAAUAUCUAGAAGGCCCUAGAAUGUAAGAGAACAUGAUGCCAUGGGAUAAGACAAGUAAAGUAGUAUUGGUGUUGUACUUUAGGUCAAGUCUAUAGAGGGCCUAACUUUAUCUGCUGUUUGUCCUUCCUUUGGCCACCUCUGGCUGAAUGAGAUAACAUGUUGGCACAUUAAACAUUGGUGUGGGUCGACCCACAGAUCUAUACACACACUUUUGGUUAUAAGACAGACAAGUCAGAGAAGACAAGUGCAGCAUAGGUAAUGACCGUUGGAAUGGAUGAGUUACCAAUGCCAUAGGCUAUUCACCACUAACAUCAAGGGAUGGCAUUGCUCAUUCAUUCGUCGAGAAAAGGCAAACUGGAUAUGUGGAACGACAAUAAAAAAGGCACAAAACGUUCUCCCUUCCCUACAGCAUCUUCUGCUCCAACUAUGACAGUGUGGGGGUCCAGAGUGAAGCGCUACAUGGGGCCUAACGUUUACACGGCUCCCCCAGAUGGUGGCUGGGGCUGGGUGGUGGCGGUCUCCUUCUUCCUGGUGGAAGUGUUCACCUACGGAGUCAUCAAGAGCUUGGGUAUCUUCCUCCAGGACCUGAUGGGGGAGUUUGGAGAGAGCAACAGCCGAGUCUCUUGGAUCAUCUCCAUCUGCGUCUUCACUAUGAGCUUCACUGCCCCUCUUGCUUCUAUAAUGACCAACCGAUUUGGGUUCCGGCCAGUUGUUAUGAUUGGUGGACUCCUCAUCUCCAUAGGAACCAUCGCCAGUGGCUUCACCAACUCCAUCAACGAGAUGUAUAUCACCAUCGGACUCGUUGCAGGCCUGGGGUACUGUCUGACGUUCCUGCCCACCGUCACCCUACUGUCUCAGUACUUCUCCAAGCGGCGUUCCCUGGUCACAGCUGUCGCCUCCACGGGAGAGUCCUUCUCUGUGUUCGCCCUCGCCCCAGCAUUCUCUGCUCUGAGGGACUGUAUCGGCUGGCGUUAUACUCUGGUGGUGAUCGGAGCUCUGCAGGGCAUCAUCAUCAUCUGUGGAGUUUUGCUAAGACCCAUCUUCAUCAGACCUGGACCAGCCACGGAGACAGAGACAGGUGGACUGGCUGACCAAGAGCUGAAGGCUCUGAACACACAGGAGAAGUCCUACACUAAGGAGAGACUGUACACUAAGGACAUUUCAUAUGCUAAGGAUAGCUAUUACACACCGCAGAGUUCCUACUCUCAGGAGAACAAGCUGACUCAUUGUUACUCCCUGAGCUCUGGAGAGUCUGAGGACUCUGGGGUCCAGUCCCUCCAUCACCAGGUCCUGGAUGAUGGUAGCAAGGCAGGGAUGGAUAUUCCUCUGAAUGGGAAAGAGGAGAAGGGAGAAAAGGAGGGAAAAGAGAGAAGAGAGAAGGAGGUGUCUUCACAGCUGUGCUUAGGAAGCAAGAAGGAGAUGGCGAAGGACGAGGAGCAGACACGCACAGUAUCUGCCCAAAAGCCCAAACUCCUUGACUUCUCCGUGCUGAGAGAAGGCAGCUUCAUUUGCUAUGCUCUCUUCGGCCUCUUCGCCACAUUGGGUUUCUUUGCCCCUCAGCUCUACAUCAUUGAGCUGAGCGUGAGCCGUGGCGUGGAGCGUGACCGUGCAACCUACAUGCUCUCCGCCAUGGCGGUUGCAGAGAUCUUUGGUCGCCUCUCCAUUGGUUGGGUGCUAGGCAGGAAACUGUUUAGAGGCAGGAAGCCCUUGGUGCUGCUAGGAUGUGUAAUCCUGCUGUGCCUGGUGCUGGUGGCCUUUACCCUGGUGUGGGAGUUCUGGGGCCUGGCGAUAUGUUGUGGGUUCUAUGGUUUUUUUAUGGGCACUGUGACAUCAACGCAUAUACCCAUGCUGGCAGAGAAAGAUGUGGUGGGCAUAGAGAGGAUGGCGUCGGCCGCGGGAGUCUAUGUGUUUAUACAGAGCUUCGCUGGGCUGGCCGGACCACCUCUAGGAGGUGUUCUGGUGGACCUGACUCAGAACUACGGCUCAGCUUUCUACUCCUGUGCGGUGGGUAUGGGUUUGGGAGCUGUGUUCCUGGGACUGGUACGACCAGCCAAGAGUGGCUUGCCCUGCUGCAGCAAGAGGGGGCCUCAAAAUUGCCCAGAACCCCUGCAGGUGGGGCCAGGGAACCCUGUACCUCAGCGAGAGGGGAAGGAGGCCCAGGACAGAGACAGUCUUCAGGACUUCCUAGAAGUUUACCUUGAUUUGGACCAGAAACAGGAAAUCAUUACUGAAAAAGGCCAACUGAUGACAAUCUCUACUUGAAAAGACAUCACACAGCUCAGAAGGAAACCCCAUAAGAGUCUGAACUGAAGUCUUGGCUAAGCUAGUGCUGAUUGAGACAAAUCAGACAAAUAUGUGAAUAAAGAAUGCCAUGGACGGAUAAGGAAUCUCUAUCGUGUGAUUUCAGAUCUGGUUUCGGGAGUCUGGCGAGGUUUCAUAUCUCCAGUCACUCACACUGAACAAAGGAAAGGGCAUACUGAACAUGGAUGUAAGGGGUGAAAUUAGCACUACAAACCUUGUUGUAAACUGAGACAACAAUGUUAUUAUUGCUUCCCUGAAUAUCAAAACACUGUGUUUUAGCUCAUGGUACUGUUAGAGAGGAUAUACAAACAAUAUGUAGAGGCCAGUUAUUAGAUUUAUGAAGUCAGCUGGGAAACUUUAUUAUGCUCACACUGCCAUAGGAUUUUGAGUUUCCUCCCAAAAAUAACAUUAAAGUUGAUUCAACUUACAAUUGUAUCUCAUUGGGGAGUAAAGCUGAACAAACAUACAUUCUCAAGUUUAAUUGUAUGCUCACUCAACUUUUAAUUUUAGGUUGAGUGAACAUACGCUGAACAAAAAUAUAAACGCAACAUGUAAAGUGUAAAGCCCAUGUUUCAUGAGCUGAAAUAAAAGAUCUCCUAAAUUGUCCAUACGCACAAAAAGCUUAUUUCUCUAAAAUAUUGUGCACAAAUGUUUACAUUCCUAUUAGUGAGAAUUUCUCCUUUGCCAAGAUAAUCCAUCCACCUGACAGGUGUGGCAUAUCAAGAAGCUGAUUAAACAUCAUGAUCAUUACACAGGUGCACC
Molecule: messenger RNA, 3280 nt
Organism: Oncorhynchus kisutch (coho salmon)
Lineage: Eukaryota; Metazoa; Chordata; Actinopteri; Salmoniformes; Salmonidae
Product: monocarboxylate transporter 7-like
Exons: 6
Coding region: 536-2479 (647 amino acids)
Biological process (GO): transmembrane transport; monocarboxylic acid transport
Molecular function (GO): monocarboxylic acid transmembrane transporter activity
Source: RefSeq, a predicted model, not a curated record